Messenger RNA from Callithrix jacchus (white-tufted-ear marmoset), 2294 nucleotides. The record is from RefSeq and is a predicted model, not a curated record. Lineage: Eukaryota; Metazoa; Chordata; Mammalia; Primates; Cebidae.
AAGCUACUCUUCAGGCACUAAUUGUGCCUGGGGUUUGCCCAGCUCUCCUUCCUCGGUGCACAUGUUGGGGGUUAUCCACACUCGGGAGGCUGAGGCGGGAGAAUUGCUUGAACCUGGGAGGUGGAGGUUGGAGUGAACCGAGAUCGCACCACUGCAUUCUCAGCCUGGGCAACAGAGUGAGACCCUGUCUCAAAAAAGAAAAAAAAAAACAAGAAAACAAAAAACAGGGGUCCCCAACCCCCAGUACCAGUCUGUGGCCUAUUAGGAGCCAGGCCGACGGCAGAAGGUGAGCAGCAGGGAAGCCAGUGAAGCUUCACCUGUAGUUACAGCCACGCCCCUUCGCUCACAUUCCUGCUUGAGCUCCACCUCCUCAGAUCAGCUGCAGCGUUAGAUUCUCACAGAAGCGUGAACCCUGCUGUGAACUGCAGAUGCCAGGGAUGUAGGCUGCCCGCUCCUUAUGAGAAUCUAACGCCUGAGGACCUGUCACUGCCUCCCAUCACCCUCGGAUGGGACUGUCUAGUUGCAGGAAAACAAGCUCAGGGAUCACUCACGUGGUGAUGUCCGUUCCAAACGGGAAUAUGAUGAGAGCCACGUGAUUACAGCCCUUCGUGUGAAGAAGAAAAUGAAUGAAUAUCUUCUCCCGGAGUCUGUGGACCUGGAGUGUGUGAAGUACUGCGUGGUGUAUGAUAACAACACCAGCACUCUGGAGGUACUCUUAAAAGAUGAUGAUGAUGGUUCAGACUCGGAUAGUGCUGUCAAAGAUGUGAUGCCUCGAGCAGCCAUUCAGUAUGGCAGGACCCUCACCCGCCUCACCUGCCACCCCGUCCACAUCCUGAAAGGGGGCUAUGAGCGUUUCUCAGGCAUGUACCCCUUCUUCCGGACCCAGAAGAUCAUCUGGAUGCCUCAGGAACUGGAUGCGUUUCAGCCAUACCCCAUUGAAAUCGUGCCGGGAAAGGUCUUCCUGGGCAAUUUCAGUCAAGCCUGUGACCCUAAAAUUCAGAAGGACUUGAAAAUCAAGGCCCAUAUCAAUGUCUCCAUGGAAACGGGGCCCUUUUUUGCAGGCGAAGCUGACAAGCUCCUGCACAUCCGGAUAGAAGAUUCCCCGGAAGCCCAGAUUCUUCCCUUCUUACGCCACCUGUGUCACUUCAUUGAGGUCCUGGGCCUAUGUCAAGAAGUGCAAAAACAACAUGUGUCCAAAUCAGGGGCUGGUGACUCAGCUGCUGGAAUGGGAGAAGAUUAUCCUUGGAGAUUUCAUCACAAACAUCACGGAUCUACUCUACUGAUCUCCACGCACGGUCUUGCUCUGUCUCAGGCUGGAGAGCCAUGGUGCUAUCAUGGCUCAUGCAGCCUCAACUUCCCAAGGCUCAAGGGAUCUUACCUCAACCUCCUGAGUGAGUAGCUGGGACUGCAGGUAUGCACCACCACACCUGGCUAAUUUUAUUUUUAUUUUUGUAGAAACAGUCUGGCUCUGUUUCCUAGGCUGGUCUUGAACUCCAGCCUCGGCCUCACCAAAGUGCUGGGAUUACAGACUUGGGCCAUGGCGCCCAGUUGGAAGCUGUUUUCUGAAUGCACUUCUCCAAAGCUGACAGUACCCACAGAACAAACUGGGCAUCAGGAGACGGCACAGACUAGGGGGCUGGUAGGGGAUUAGGAUGUCCAUUCAUGCGGGUCGUUCCCCAAGUCACUUCAGCAACCAUUCCCUGUCCCCACGUGGGUGGGUCUGGGAACAGAGAUGAAUGCCAUCCCACCACCUAGCACUCACUGCAGAGGGAUGGAGGGGUGUGGGAUUCCCCCAACAGCAGGGCAGGCCUUCAAGGAGUGGGGUUUUGCCAGAGGGGAAGGGCUUUCCAGGCAGCCCAGGCUUGAGUUGGGACAGAGACCGAGAUGGCUGCAGAGCUCUGAUUAGGGACCUCCUGGUGGGCAGGACAGAGCCGCUGGAAAGUUUUAAGCAGGAACAUGAUGGGGAAUUGUGUUUUGGGAAGGGCAGUCUUGUGGCUACAAGAAGGGACAGUGGAGGUGAGGCAGGGAGAAAGGAGUCCGCUGUCAAAAUCGAAGCGAGAGAAGCAGCUCUAACUCCCUUCCCCAAAGGGGCUGAGCUUCCCAAGGACGAAAGUGUUGCAGGCAGGUGUUACCUUCCUGGACCUUGGUUUGCUCCCAGCAUGACGGGCCAGAGCCCUGCUGGCUGUACCAUGCGGCUGGCACAGUCAGUGCAGUCCAGGCCCAUGGGCUGCAGCCGUUCCAGUCCCGGUUCAGGCCGCGAGUCGCGGGGCCAGCAGCAGCCUUGGCGCACGGCC